GGUAGGGUAGUACUGCGGGUCGCAUAAGAAGCGGACUGUCCAAGCAAUUCAUUAUGAGUUCCCUAUCAAUGCACUGAGCAGGAUUUGGAGUGCGCGCACUUGCUUUUAAUGAUGUGGUCCUUUGCUGUCUUUGGAGGAUUUGUGCUCUGAUCUAAAUGGGGAUUUGGACAAGUUUGCAAGAGGACUUUAACGAGGAGACAGAAUUACAAGAAGAUUACGAGCGCAUUGCAGGAAUCUGUCAGGAGCUAUUGCAGUCAUACCGAAGACGGGAAAUCAAACAAAAAGACCAACUGACCAGAAGAUUCCAAUAGGUUCAAAAGAACAGGAGCUGUCAUCUCAAUACCCAAGUGAUAAUAGGCAAAGGAUUAUAGAUACAUACUUCAAUUACGAGCACAGAUACUGAUCACAUUAAUUUUUGUAUGGUACUUUGGAUCGUGGAGUGAAGAAAACAGAAAAAAAAAAAAACAUUUUUAAAGGAAAAAGUAGAUUCUGGGACAAUCCUUCGCGCUCUCUCUGAUCCUCUCUCGUAACCUACAAAUUUAUCUUUUUAAAUGAUAGUUUUGCUCUUUUGCUCUUGACUUAGCGCAACAAUAGCGUUUGUAUGUGAUUUGAUAAGAAAUCUCGUUUCUCUUCGCUUGGCUUGUAAGAAGUGCAUUGAUUGUGCUGCGGCAGACUAUGGACGAGCAAGCCCGGAUGAUGCAGUCUCUCAGCGGUAUCAGCUUGGCUGGACUCUCGGCGCCAGGAGGGAUGGCACUGCCGCCUCCGCACGGCCACGAAGGGACGGAUGGGGACGGAAGAAAACAAGAUAUUGGGGAUAUUUUGCAUCAGAUAAUGACCAUUACUGACCAAAGCCUGGAUGAGGCACAAGCAAAAAAACAUGGACUGAAUUGCCACCGAAUGAAGCCCGCCCUGUUCAGCGUCCUCUGUGAGAUUAAGGAGAAAACAGGCCUCAGUAUUCGUGGCACCCAGGAGGAGGACCCGCCGGACCCGCAGCUCAUGCGGCUGGACAACAUGCUGCUGGCGGAGGGCGUGUCCGGGCCGGAGAAAGGGGGUGGGUCAGCAGCGGCUGCUGCCGCCGCUGCGGCUGCCUCUGGGGGUGUGGCUGACAACUCCAUCGAGCACUCGGACUACCGGGCCAAACUGACCCAGAUCCGCCAGAUCUACCACACAGAGCUGGAGAAGUAUGAGCAGGCUUGUAACGAGUUCACUACCCACGUGAUGAACCUGCUGAGGGAGCAGUCCCGGACCCGGCCCAUCUCGCCCAAGGAGAUCGAGCGCAUGGUGGGCAUCAUCCACCGCAAGUUCAGCUCCAUCCAGAUGCAGCUGAAGCAGAGCACCUGCGAGGCCGUCAUGAUCCUGCGCUCCAGAUUCCUCGACGCCAGGCGGAAGAGGCGAAACUUCAGCAAGCAGGCGACGGAAAUCCUGAAUGAGUAUUUCUAUUCCCACCUCUCGAACCCCUACCCCAGCGAAGAAGCCAAAGAGGAGCUGGCCAAGAAGUGCAGCAUCACCGUGUCCCAGGGGGUGAGAACCACCAUCACAGUAUCACAGGUGUCCAACUGGUUCGGCAACAAGAGGAUCCGAUACAAGAAGAACAUCGGCAAGUUUCAGGAAGAAGCCAACCUGUACGCUGCCAAGACGGCUGUUACGGCCGCCCAUGCAGUGGCUGCAGCGGUGCAGAACAGCCAAACGAACUCACCCGCUACACCCAACUCCGGGUUCCCAAUGAAAGAUGAAGAUUUCCAGCUGGACUCGGCAGAGAGCAAGAACACUCUUCUAUCCAGCAUGUUCACUGGUGGAUACCCAACGCCAUGUUAUCAGCCAGAUGGAAGGAUACAGUGACAGCCUGUGGGGGCACUCUCUGUAAAGUCCACUCAGCUUGAAUGCUGGUGGGACGUGGCAAGAUGCAACCAGUCCGUUUGGAAGCGUGGACUCCGUUACCUCAAACAGAUCUCUUCCCUGUCACAUCCUGUCCCUGAGCAGUAGGGCUUUGACCAGCACUGACUGACCAAUCAAAGAGACCAAAUCUUUACUAGAAUACCCCUGACCCCAUACUCCAAAUGAUAUCUGCCAUUUUUCGACUCCUGCUGUUUCUCGGCAUUUCAGUGGAGGCACCUCACUUCUGCUCCAUUGCUGUCUCACUUGGAUCCGGUGUAUUUUUUGUCAGAAUGUUUUUUUACAUACUGUACAUACAUAGAUAGAAAUGUGUACAUCUAUAUAUUACUAUUCGAAAGUGACAGAAAUGGGUCUGAUGGUUUUUUAAGGUGUUAUUGUGUAGAUUCCUGGAUGAAAAGAUGUGCAAGGAGGAAGAUCCAAAGCCGUCAAUAGUUUGUUAGUCGGGAUAACCCGUUCAAAUCUUCUCCUUUAUUGCAGCCUGGCUGUGCAGCAACCUCUUCCUGCCCAUCAGAAUGAGGUCCAUUUAAUCUGUUUUGGAAUGAACUGUGUCCCUGGUGGAAAAUUA
Messenger RNA from Megalops cyprinoides (Indo-Pacific tarpon), 2458 nucleotides. RefSeq names its product pre-B-cell leukemia transcription factor 3-like. Gene Ontology annotation, molecular function: DNA-binding transcription factor activity, RNA polymerase II-specific; RNA polymerase II cis-regulatory region sequence-specific DNA binding. The record is from RefSeq and is a predicted model, not a curated record. NCBI's taxonomy places the organism in Eukaryota, Metazoa, Chordata, Actinopteri, Elopiformes, Megalopidae. Gene Ontology annotation, biological process: embryonic organ development; brain development; regulation of transcription by RNA polymerase II. The transcript has 11 exons. Bases 676 to 1839 code for a protein of 387 amino acids. Gene Ontology annotation, cellular component: nucleus.